AUGAAUGUUUCAACAUCCACGGUGGGAGCUCGUCGUAGGAGAGCAAAGCAGCAGGUAGACGAUGAGGAGAACGCUACAUUAUUAAGGCUAGGGCCAGAGUUUGCCUUGAAACAGUAUGAUCAUGAUGGUAAUGAACAUGACUUAAUAGCUCUUAGUUUAUCAGAAUCAAGGUUGUUAAUUAGGGAAGCUCUGAAAGCUAGAUCACGGGCACGUAAUGGCGGAGUUGAUAUUGAGUCCAGCAAUGGGGAAAUCGACGAUGACGAGCUUGCAAAAGUGACUUCAGGUGCUGUAGCCAACGGAGUAGUGAAGAAAACAUUAGACUAUCUGAACACGUUUGCAAGAUUCAAAGAUGAAGAGACUUGUACUGCCGUUGAUCAGCUAUUGCAUAAUUCUUCAGAUUGCUCUGUGUUACAUCCUUUUGAAAUUGCCCAAUUAAGUUCUCUGGGGUGUGAAGAUGUUGACGAAGCUAUAACAUUAAUUCCAAGUUUGGCUGCGAAAAAAGAGGUAAACUUACAAAGGAUUUUAGAUGAACUGAACAGGUUAGAAGAUCCCUAUAAAUAA
Komagataella phaffii GS115 is the source of this 561-nucleotide messenger RNA. Its product is annotated as RNA polymerase II subunit B32. The transcript has a single exon. Gene Ontology annotation, molecular function: nucleotide binding; translation initiation factor binding. Lineage: Eukaryota; Fungi; Ascomycota; Pichiomycetes; Pichiales; Pichiaceae. Gene Ontology annotation, cellular component: RNA polymerase II, core complex; P-body. The coding region runs from base 1 to 561 and encodes 186 amino acids. Gene Ontology annotation, biological process: nuclear-transcribed mRNA catabolic process, deadenylation-dependent decay; mRNA export from nucleus in response to heat stress; transcription initiation at RNA polymerase II promoter. The record is from RefSeq and is a predicted model, not a curated record.